ACAGCAUCACCCUCAGGAGCUAUUAUAGUUCGGUAAAUCCGGAGCGAAAUCGUUUUUAACCGUUUUUCAAAAACAAACAAAAAGAUCCUUUCAAGAUGACGACUUUCUAAAUUCUACAAAAAAAGUUGUAAAUUACAAACAAGUUGAGGUCAUACAGAGAAUGCAGUAUAUUUUAUACUUACUUUUAUAUAUUAUUUUAUUACCAUCAACAUCAACAUUUUCUUUAAACGAUUCUAACAACGAAGGAAAAACUUGGAAAUGCGAUUGUGACAACUCAACGGAUCAGUUAAAUCAAUGCAGAUGUUAUGGAGAUGGUUUAAUUAUUCCCGAUGAUUUAGGAAAUAAUUUUUCGAGUUUAGUAAUUACUCAUAGCGAUAUACAAUCAAUUAAACGAGAUGAUUUUCAACCAUAUAAACUAUGGCUCGGUGAAGUAAUAUUAAGUAAUCUCCACGGAUUACGAACGAUCGAGAGUGGUUCAUUCAGGGAUAUGCCAGAACUCAAGACUUUGUACAUCGUUGAAGCGCGACAGUUAAAAUUUUUACCAGGACUUCUUGAAGGCGUCACAUCAACGCGAUUUUUCAUUUUAAGAAUAGCCCAAACUGGAUUAAUUGAAAUUCCAGAUUUAUCUCACUUACACAACGAUAUUAUAUUACAUUUAAUUGAUUUGGAUAAUAAUAAAAUUGAAAAGUUAGCGGCCAAUUCCUUUAAAGUAAAUGCCGAACAAGCAACCUUAAACUACAAUCAAAUAACGACAAUAGAAAAUUUUGCAUUCAAUGGCUCGCAAAUUGCAAAUUUAAAUCUUAAAGGAAACAUCAACCUAAAAGAUCUCCACAAAAACUCUUUUGCGGGUUUAAAAAGUUUAAGGCGAUUAGACCUCUCAGAAACGUCGAUUAAAAGCCUUCCGGUGAACGGUUUAGAAGAGCUGGAGAAAUUGAAAAUCGCAAACACUCCAACUUUGAAAAUUAUUCCAAGUAUCCAUGAUUUUCCGCAUCUUCAAGAGGCUUAUUUAACCCAUCAUUUUCAUUGUUGUGCUUUUAAAUACCCCGAACAGCACAAUCCUGAACGUCACGCUCAAUUUGAACAACAACUGCAAGAGCAAUGUAAAGACGGCGUUCCUAAAAAUGAAGAUACCGAUCCCAAGAUACAACCUACUGUACGAAAAAAGCGAUCAGCACUUGAAAAUAUUGGAUUUUGGCACGAUUCUUUGAGAUCUCAUCGUGAAUCUGAUUAUUCAGAUAGCGUAGAAGAUGAUUUGACAUGGUUUACAGCAAAUUUCAGCGAUUUAAAACCUUUAAGAGGUAGUGCGAUUGAAACGGAAGUUUAUAAAGUUUCGGAUGAUCUUAAUGAUGACGUGGGAAAUUUUCAUAGUUCUUCAGUUGAUGUAUCAAAUGGAAAUCCGGUUUUAGUUUCAUGUGGAAAUCUUUAUAAACGAUCAAGUCCUGUUCAUUGUUAUCCAGAACCAAAUGCUUUAAAUCCUUGUGAAGACAUCAUGGGUUCAUCAUAUCUUCGCAUAUCGGUAUGGUUUGUAGUUAUUCUCGCUGUAAUGGGAAAUUUAGCUGUGAUAGUGGUUGUACUCUUCAGUGGCGGUGAAAUAACAGUUUCACGAUUCUUAAUGAGUAACUUAGCGUUUGCUGAUUUUUGUAUGGGUUUAUAUUUACUGUUAAUUGCGAGUAUGGAUUUUCAUUCAGUUGGAAGUUAUUUUAACUUCGCUUUUGAUUGGCAAUAUGGAAUUGGAUGUCAAAUGGCUGGGUUUUUAACAAUGUUUGCGAGUCAACUUUCAAUUUUUACACUUACCGUUUUAACCGUUGAAAGAUGGUUUGCUAUUGCUUAUGCUAUCUAUUUAACGAGAAGGAUACGAUUAGGAGUUGCGGCUAAAAUUAUGGUUGCAGGAUGGUUGUAUUCGAUAUUAAUGGCUGCUAUACCGUUAAUGGGUGUGAGCAAUUACAGUAGCACAAGUAUUUGUCUACCAAUGGAAGUAAACAGACCAAUUGAUAAAGCUUAUUUAAUCUCAUUAAUGAUUAUAAAUGGAUUAGCAUUUACAUUAAUCGUUUUUUGUUACGCACAAAUCUACUUCAGUCUCGGCUAUGAAACAAGAAGAUGUUCGACGAAAGGAGAAAUGACGAUUGCUAAAAAAAUGGCUUUAUUAGUAUUUACUGAUUUUGUAUGUUGGGCACCAAUUGCUUUCUUUGCAUUAACAGCUUUAGCUGGUUAUCCAUUGAUUGGAGUAACAAGGUCGAAAAUUCUUUUGGUGUUUUUCUAUCCAUUAAAUUCAUGUGCAAAUCCUUAUUUGUACGCGAUUAUGACAGCACAAUACAGAAAAGAUUUUUUUUUGUUAUUAUACAGAUGUGGUAUUUGUACAAAUAAAGCUAAAAAAUAUGCUUUAAAUUCUUCCAUUCCAGUUACCAAUCAUACUCAUCCAUUACCAUUAUUAACUAGAAAUAGUCAACAUAGUAUAAAAGCGAAUACCAAUGAAGACGUUUUUGUGUGAAAGUUAAUUCUCAUUUAUAUAACAUAAGUAUUAUUAUUUUUUUAUAGUUUUUAAUAUUUAUUUACAAUUAUUUACUUUU
Molecule: messenger RNA, 2567 nt
Organism: Onthophagus taurus
Lineage: Eukaryota; Metazoa; Arthropoda; Insecta; Coleoptera; Scarabaeidae
Source: RefSeq, a predicted model, not a curated record